AUGCCCUCUAACAAGCAUCACAACAAUAAGCCUUGCCGCAACUGGGAAGAGACUGGCGGCUCAAUUAAGCAGGCUUCCCUCACAGGUGGCACAGUGUCUGCUUCGCCAUUCGGUGGCAGCGGCGCAGGCAGGCAAGUGUCUGGGAACCCUUUCGGAGCUACAGCCACACCGGCACCAACUCCCUUUGGUGCUGGCAACGUCACGGCACCAAGUCCUUUCGGUAGUGGUAACGUCGCGGCGACGACUCCCUUUGGUGUUGGCAACAUCACAUCGUCGUCGCCGACUCCUCCUACAUUUGGCGGCACACCAGGUGGUGGUUCUGGACCGUUCGGGAGCUCGAAGCCUGUAACAUUUGGGGCGGCCGCUUUUGGAAGCUCACAACCAUCGGCGUUUGGUAACGCAAUGGGGACGAAGCCAAGUCCCUUUGGGAAUACUACAUCGGGUGUAUCCCCGAGUCCUUUUGGUGGUGGUGCAGCAACCCAACCAUCACAAUUCGGGCAAUCGCCUUCACAGUUGAGCAACGCGAACCCCUCUGCUUCAACUCUUGGGAAUCUGACUGCACCUGCCACAACCAUAGUGCCACCAUCCGGCGUUUUGCCUGCCGCUACUGUUGUUGGGAAUCUGGUACCGGACGAGAGCAACCGGAAAAUGAGAGAAAACAUCGCAACCGCGUUGAACAAGGGCGAGCUUUACCCUUUGUCGUCCUUUGGACCGGAUGGUCAGGGCAACCUGACGCCGCCCGGCAUCGACGUCAGCUUCGAAGAGCUUCGGUAUGAGGACCCUCAGAACCAGCAUUUACGAGACACUAUCGCCAAGACGGAAGCAAGUCUCGAGAAGAUUAUUUCUAAGCCCGCUCUGUCGAAAUACUUUGGUAUUGAGGGAACGGCGAAAUCGGUAUCGCCUUUCAGCGGAAAUGCUGUCGCUCCCUCACCGUUUGGAGGAGCAUCUGCCCAGACUAAAUCAUCGCCCUUCGGUCCUGCAGCGGGGCCGAAGCCCUCGCCAUUUGGUGCAACACCAGCAGCUACCUCAACAACAUCCCCGUUUGGUGGAUUCGGAAGCAGUCAAUCCUCUGCAACGGGCUCUUUCGGGGGAUUUGGUAACGCCUUCGGUGGCAAGCCAUCGUCAUUCGGUGCCACUAGCGGGCCCUUUGGUGCAACUCAACAGUCCUCGCUUCUCCCCACGUUGUCAUGGCCGGACAGCUUGGUGGUUCGGCCUGGAAUUCCUUCGAACAAGAUGCCAUCAUGGAUUCCCCGAACACCUUUAAAUCUACUGCCUGAGAUCAAACCGUCGAAGGGGCUAUCGGAGGAAGAUAUCGAACGUUACAAGAAUGCGGAAUUCUCUUUGGAUGCAUUUCCGUCUCUGCCCCCUACCAUUGAGCUACUCACCUUCACGGAUCGAUACGCUCCCUGCCUUACACGAGGAGCUGCGAAAGUGAACCUCCACGACUAUGAAUCGGGCGUGGGUGUGAGGCUGAGCAGCAAGCUGAGAUGGUCCCACACUGAUCGAGUAGCGUUCGAGAGGCUCGAUGUUCUACUCAAGUACACGCCUCUCUUGAAUCUUUUCCGAGGGUAUCUGGCGUUGGCAACAAUCAAUCGACAUAUCAAGACGUUGCCUGUGGGUUACACCGAUGAGUGGCUUGCAAUAAAAGCAGAGAUAUCGGAAGAGGUUGCCGUCGUUAAAGCAAUUUCCGCGGAAUGGUCGGAGAUAAGGCGAGCUUGUGCUUCGAGGCCACCUGGAGCUCCACCCCAGCCGCAUGUACUCGCGGAUGAUGAGGAGAUGGGCUCCGAUUUAGAUGGAUCAGUGGAUGCUAGCCCUAUAGCAGAAGGUCGGGACGCCAGUCGUGGAAACAGCUCGAGGAACUACAGCAAGCCUUGGUUGCAGCCUCUUCCUCCACAGGCUCACGAGAGUGCAUCAAAUGGAGGCACCAGCGACAACGGUGGAGGAAUAUGGAGCGCCUGUGAACGGCGGGGGUUCCUCGAGCAUGUCUACGGCCCUAGUGGUGAAGGCCCAGAUGCUGACCUCAUCAUGAUGCUCGAACGAGAUUGCGUCGAGAAGAAUCCCCAGAUCGGAUGGAGCUCGAUAUCCGGUCUAGAGUCUGCGCGGCAACUCCUCGAAGAGGCAGUUGUGCUACCCUUAUUGAUGCCGGAAUAUUUCCAAGGUAUUCGGCGGCCGUGGAAAGGCGUUCUAUUAUUCGGCCCACCUGGCACUGGUAAAACGAUGUUAGCGAAAGCGGUAGCCACUGAGUGCGAUACUACCUUCUUCAAUGUAAGCUGCAGCACAGUCACCAAUAAAUACCGCGGGGACUCGGAGAAGCUCAUACGGUUACUCUUCGAGAUGGCUAGAUUCUAUGCCCCGACUACAAUUUUCUUUGAUGAAAUCGAUUCUAUAGGUAGCAAACGUGGAGACCCUGGGGAGCACGAGGCUUCGCGGCGGGUGAAGAGCGAGCUGCUGGUACAGAUGGAUGGUUCGGGGUCUGCGGAAGAUGGAGCGUCCCCGCCUAAAACUGUCAUGGUACUAGGCGCGACAAAUCACCCCUGGGAAAUCGACGAGGCCCUUCGACGACGACUUGAGAAACGUAUAUAUAUCCCCCUGCCUGACGAGGAGGCGAGGCUUGGCAUGUUCAAGGUGAAUUGUUCCAGUAUAAAGCUCGCUAGUGACGUGGAUUUCCGACGGCUCGUCAAACGAACGGAGGGGUAUUCUGGUGCUGACAUCUGUAGUGUUUGCAGAGAGGCUUCUAUGAUGAACCUGAGGGAUAGAUUGAGGAAGGCUCGGACAAAGGGAGCGACCAAAGGUGGGCUUGAUGUCGAUCGAUUACGAGCUGAGGUUGAAGGACGACCCGUAACUAUGGGUAACUUCGAGCAAGCGGUGAAGAACGUACAGAAGUCGGUCGGAACCGAGGACUUGAGAAAAUUUGAGGACUGGAUGCGCGAGUUCGGAUCGUCAUAA
This is a messenger RNA of Perkinsus marinus ATCC 50983, 2946 nucleotides long. Its product is annotated as Katanin p60 ATPase-containing subunit A1, putative. Gene Ontology annotation, molecular function: ATP binding; microtubule binding; ATP hydrolysis activity. The record is from RefSeq and is a predicted model, not a curated record. Gene Ontology annotation, cellular component: microtubule cytoskeleton. NCBI's taxonomy places the organism in Eukaryota, Perkinsozoa, Perkinsida, Perkinsidae. Gene Ontology annotation, biological process: microtubule severing. The coding region runs from base 1 to 2946 and encodes 981 amino acids. The transcript has 21 exons.